CCAUACGAGCGUUAAAGAGGGUCGGAUAGAGAAAGAAACCGGCUUUUCCAAGCUCCUGAAUCGUAGUUUCCAGCCCAGACAGAUGCUCUGAGACAAAGCAGGAAAACAAUCUGUGGAUAUUCAGUUUUUGAACUUUUUUUUUUUCUUUUUGCUCAGAUGCUUGAGCUUCCAUUUAGCCAAAUACCAUUAAAAAUCAUUGAUUUCCCUUUUUUCAAGCGAAGAAGAGCUUCCCUUUUCCCACCCAUCGGUCUUUGUUUUAUCGUUUGUUGGUCGUCAGUGCCAGAGUUGGUCAUGUAACCAAAAGUUCCUCUCAUGCGGUGAACUGCAUCACCUGUCAGAUUUGAUUCCUCCCUUUCUGAGCGACUUCUUGUAGCCUCACAUCUUCUAGCCGUCGGGACGCUGCCGAGGUUUCAGUGAUGUUGCGUUGCGUUCUUCAGCGGGCCAACAACCUGAGGCACUUUGACCCUCUGGCCAGCGUCACCUUCAGAGGGUCCAAGAAGAAGACGAAGGUCAUCAAAAACAACCCCAACCCUGUUUGGAACGAGGGCUUUGAAUGGGACCUGAAGGGGAUUCCUCUGGACUCUGGAGCGGAGCUGCACUGUGUCGUCAAAGACCACGAAAAAAUGGGCAGGAACAGGUUCCUGGGCGAGUGUCGGCUGUCUCUCAGGGAUGUCCUGAACUCUCCCAGCCUGGCCGCCUCCUUCACCGUGUCCCUGCUGGACACCAAGAGGAACAACACGGGGGCCACGCUGACCCUGCAGGUGUCCUACAUCCCUCCUCCAGGAUCAGCUCCUGUCUUCCAGCCUCCUCCUCCGCCGGAGGCUCUGCCCCACAACAACCCCAGUGUGGAGCUGGACACCGUCACAGUGAUUUCUCUGGACACGCUGGGUGAGGAGGACACUGAGAGCAUGAUGAUGCUGGAGGCCACCGAGGACCAGGGGCCCGACGACGGACGCUCCAUGGUGAUCGUCGGCCCCCAGGGGCCCCCUGGCCAGGAGUCCCCCACCGCCCAGACGCCCAAACGCUCGCCUCCGUCCUACAACACCCACGGAGGGCUGAGGAAGAGGAAGAGAGGAGCCAGCAGUCAGCCCAAACCGCUGCCCAACAAACCCCAGGACAUCCAGGUUCGUGUGCGGGUCAUCGAGGGACGGCAGUUGCCGGGCAUCAACAUCAAACCUGUUGUCAAGGUAACGGUAGCCGGGCAGACCAAGAGGACCCGCAUCCGAAAGGGCAACAACCCGGUGUUUGAUGAGACGUUCUUCCUGAACUUCUUUGAGACGCCCUCGGAGUUGUUUGAUGAACCGAUUUUCAUCACAGUGUGCGACUCUCGUUCUCUUAGAACCGACGCCGUCAUCGGUGAAUUCAAGCUGGAUGUGGGCACCGUCUACAGCGAGCACAGACACUGCUUCUUGAGGAAGUGGCUGCUGCUGUGCGACCCCGAUGACCUCUCUGCGGGGGUCAGAGGUUACCUGAAGGUCAGCCUGCUGGUGUUGGCAGCCGGAGACGAGCCGCCGGCGGACAAACGUGAGUGUGUGGAGGAUAAGGAGGACAUAGAAGGGAACCUGCUGAGGCCGGCCGGUCUGUCUCUGAGAGGAGCCACGUUCACCCUGAGGGUCUUCAGGGCAGAAGACCUGCCUCAGAUGGACGACGCCUUCAUGGACGGGAUGAGGCAGAUUCUGGGCUUUGACAGCAACAGGAAGAACUUAGUGGACCCGAUGGUGGAGAUACACUUCGCUGGAAAAACAGUCUGCACGAAGAUCCUGGAGAAGAAUGCAAACCCACAGUGGAACCAGAGCCUGGCCAUGCCCAUCAGAUUUCCCUCCAUGUGUGAGAAGAUGAGGAUCAGGAUCCUGGACUGGGACAGAGCCAGUCACAACGACGUCAUCGGCACCACCCACCUCUGCAUGUCGAAGAUCUCCGCCCCCGGAGGGGAGAUCGAGGAUGACGUGACUCCACGGACCGUCCACCCCGGCAUUGAUGACAGUCUGGGUUUUCUGCCGACGUUUGGUCCGUGUUUCGUCAACCUGUACGGCAGCCCCAGAGAGUUCACCAGCUUCAAUGACCCACACGAGGCUCUAAACCUGGGAAAGGGCGAGGGCGUGGCCUACCGAGGUCGAGUCUUACUGGAGCUAACCACCAAACUGGUGGACAAGCCGGAGCAGAGAACCGAAGACGUCCCGUCCGACGAUCUGUUGGUGGUGGAGAAGUUUCUCCGGAAGAGGAAGUUCUCCCUCUUCGUAGCGUUCUACUCGGCCACGCUCCUCCAGGACGUGGACGAUGCCAUCCAGUUUGAGGUCAGCAUCGGUAACUACGGCAACAAGUUUGACUACACCUGCCUGCCUCUGGCCUCCACCACUCAGUUCAGCAGGGCCGUGUUCGACGGCUGCCACUACUACUACCUGCCGUGGGGAAACGUCAAGCCGGUGGUGGUUCUGUCGUCAGAGUGGGAAGACAUCAAGCCGAGGAUCGAGGCUCUCAACAUGCUGCUGGCCGUCAUAGACAGACUGGAGGCGAAUCUGCAGCGAGUCCAGCUGCAGGUGAAGUCAGGCAGCGACCUGGAGGACGUGGAGCUGCGAGUGGUCGAGCUGCUGGAUCAGGUCAUCACAGACUGCAGCCAGGAGCUGCCCUCCCUCGACCACUGGCAGUGUGCUACGCCGCUGGACCGCUCGCUGAGGCACAUCCGAACGCUCCACCUGCAGCAGAUCGUGGCGGCGGCGCUGGCUCUCAAACACGGACCGGAAACCGAGCUGUCCACGGUGCUGGAGCAGGCCGAGGACUGGGCCAACCGGCUGAGGACCAUGGCCGAGGAGCCCCAGAACAGCCUCCCGGACAUCGUGAUCUGGAUGCUGCAGGGCGACCGGCGGGUGGCGUUUCACCGCAUCCCAGCUCACAGCGUCAUCUUCUCCCAGCAGCACUGCGGCAAACACUGCGGACAGCUGCAGACCGUUUUCCUCAAGCGUCCGCAGGGCAGCAGCGGAGAGGCCAAACUUCCCGGUCAGCUGAGGGUCAAAGUGUGGUUCGGAUUGGCUGCCGACGUCAAACACUUCAACCAGUACGCCGAAGGAAAACUGUCCGUCUUCGCCGAGACGUACGAGAACCAGACUCGGCUCGCCCUGGUGGGCAGCUGGGGAACCACGGGCUUGACUUACCCCAAGUUCAGCGACGUCACCGGCCGAGUCAAGCUGCCCAAAGAGAGCUUCAAGCCGUCACCUGGCUGGACCUGGGCGGGGGACUGGUGCAUCAGCCCCGAGAAGACGCUGCUGUUUGACGUGGACGCCGGUCACAUGACCUUCACCGAGGAGGUGUUUGAGAACCAGAUGAGGCUGCCGGGAGGACAGUGGAUCGGCAUGCCGGAGGGCUACACGGAUGUGAACGGGGAGAAGGCGGUUCCGAAGGACGAGGUGGAGGUUCCUCCCGGCUGGGUGUGGGAGGAGGUGGAGUGGAGCGAGGACCUGAACAGGGCCGUGGACGAUCAAGGCUGGGAGUACGGCAUCACCAUCCCUCCGGACCGCCGGCCCAAGUCCUGGGUCCCGGCUGAGAAGAUGUACCACACCAACCGACGCAGGCGCUGGAUCCGGAUGAGGCGACGGGACCAGCAGAAGAUGGACGCUCUGAGAAAGCAGCGGCCGGACGAGGCGGAGAGGGAGGGCUGGGAGUACGCCUCGCUGUUCGGCUGGAAGUUCCACCUGAAGCCCAGGAAGACGGACAGCUUCAGGAGGCGCCGCUGGAGGUGUCGCAUGGAGCCGCUGGAGAAGACGGGCCCGGCGGCCAUCUUUGCUCUGGAGUGUUCUCUGAGCAGCAUCGAAGACAAGAACGACGACAAGUCGGUCACCACCACGUUCGGAGUCAACAGACCCACUAUUUCAUGUUUCUUUGACCGUGGAACCAGAUAUCACCUGCGCUGCUACCUGUAUCAGGCCAGAGACCUGCUGGCCAUGGACAAAGACAGCUUCUCAGACCCGUACGCCAUCGUGUCCUUCCUCCACCAGUCCCAGAAGACGGUGACGGUCCGGAACACUCUGAACCCCACCUGGGACCAGACGCUCAUCUUCUACGAGGUGGAGAUAUUUGGAGACGCCGAGGCCACGGCGGCCAACCCUCCCAACGUGGUGGUGGAGCUGUACGACCAGGACUCAUACGGAGCCGACGAGUUCAUGGGCCGCUGCGUCUGUCAGCCGUCUCUGACUCCGUCGCCUCGCCUCGCCUGGUUCCCCGUCCGUCUGGGAGACAAGAACGCCGGCGAGCUGCUGGCCGCCUUCGAGCUGAUCCGCAGAGAGAAGCCAGCGAUUCAUCAUAUUCCAGGUCAAGAGGGAGACGUCUUCACCUCCACUCACGUCCUCGACGAGUUGAUGUUUCCAGGAUUCCUCCCUGAAAACCUGCAGCAAUGGCCGGAGGAGUCGGACCUUCCGUACCCGCCUCCCCAGAGAGAACCCAACGUCUUCAUGGUUCCUCAGGGCAUCAAACCGGUGCUGCAGAGAACCGCCAUCGAGGUCUUGGCGUGGGGCGUCCGCAACCUGAAGACGUUCCAGCUGGCCAGCGUCACGUCUCCCAGCCUGCAGGUGGAGUGUGGAGGCGCCAUGAUCCAGAGCUGCGUCAUCCGCAGUGUGAAGAAGAAGCCCAACUUCGACGUGAACACGCUCGUCCUCGAUGUGAGACUUCCCCGUGAGGAGCUCUACAUGCCGCCGAUCGUCAUCAAAGUCAUCGACAACCGCCAGUUUGGGAGGAAGCCGGUGGUCGGUCAGUGCACCAUCCGGUCUCUGGAGGAAUACCGGUUCAAUCCAGACGAGGAGCGGGCUGUGGAGGAUGAGGAGGACGUGGACGGAUGGAGACGUGAGACGCCCCAGCUGAGUUCUGGCGAAGUUUUUAUUGACAUUGACGACGAGCAGCCUCUAGUGGCCGACCAGGGAGAAGACUUCAUGGACUGGUGGAGCAAAUUCUACGCUUCGACUGGGGAGAAGAACAAGUGUGGGACCUACCUGGAGAGAGGCUUCGACACCCUGAAGAUUUACAACCACGACCUGGAGAAGGUGGAGGACUUCGAGGGUCUCUCUGAUUUCUGCCAAACAUUCAAACUGUACAGAGGAAAGACUCAGGAUGAAGGAGAAGAUCCGUCCGUGGUCGGAGAGUUCAAGGGGAUGUUCAAGAUCUACCUGCUGCCAGACGACCCCUCUGCUCCGGCUCCCCCCAGACAGUUCAGGAAACUCCCUCCAAACGGCAUCGAGGAGUGUUUGGUCCGGGUCUACAUCAUCCAGGCUCACGGGCUGCAGCCCAAAGACACCAACGGGAAGUGUGACCCCUACGUGAAGAUCAGUUUGGGGAAAAAGACCAUCAGCGACCAUGAGAACUACAUCCCCUGUACGCUGGACCCCGUCUUCGGAAAGCUGUUCGAGCUCACCUGCUCCCUCCCUCUGGAGAAGGACCUCCGGGUGAUGCUCUACGACCACGACAUGAUCACCAAAGACGAGAAGAUCGGGGAGACGCUGAUCGACCUGGAGAACCGCUUCCUGUCCAGAUACGGAGCCCUGUGCGGCCUGCCGCAGACCUACUGUGUGUCCGGGGUGAACCAGUGGAGAGACCAGCUGACGCCCAGGCAGCUGCUGUUCAGGCUGUGUGAGCGACGAAACCUGAGGAAACCCGUCUACGAGGAGGACUCGGUCUGGUUCAGAGGGCAGCGGUACACGGCGGCAGACCUCGAGGACCAGAACGUGUCCAAGCGCCACCUCGGCCCCAUUAAGGAGCGGCUGGCGCUGCACAUCCUGAGGAACCAGGGGCUGGUACCAGAACACGUGGAGACCAGAGCCCUGUACAGCCCCCUGCAGCCGGACAUCGAGCAGGGCCGUCUGAUGAUGUGGGUGGACAUCUUCCCCAAGUCUCUGGGACCGCCGGGACCCCCGUUCAACGUCACGCCACGCAAGGCCAAGAAGUUCUUCCUGCGCUGCAUCAUCUGGAACACCAGCGACGUCAUCCUGGACGAUGUCAGCAUCAGCGGCGAGAAGAUGAGCGACAUCUACGUCAAAGGCUGGCUGGACGGACACGAGCACAACAAGCAGAAGACGGACGUCCACUACCGCUCGCUGGGCGGCGAGGGCAACUUCAACUACCGCUUCCUGUUCCCCUUCCACUACUUACCUGCUGAGCAGCUGAGCGUCGUCGAUCGCAAGGAACAUUUCUGGAGCUUGGAUAAAGCCGAGACCAAGCUGGCUCCUAAGCUCACCAUCCAGAUCUGGGACAACGACAAGUUCUCCUUCGACGACUACCUCGGUCACCUGGUGAUGGACCUGAACCACAUGCUGCGACCCGCCAAGUCUCCAGAGAAGUGCACCCUGCAGCUGCUGGAGCAGCCGACCGACAAGCUGGUGUCUCUGUUUGAGCAGAAGACGGUGAAGGGCUGGUGGCCCUGCAGCUGCCAGCACAACGGAGACACCGUCCUCGCUGGCAAGGUGGAGAUGUCUCUGGAGAUCGUGACGGAGCAGGAGCAGGAGGAGCGACCGGCCGGCCUCGGCAGGGACGAGCCCAACAUGAACCCUCACCUGGAGGAGCCGCAGCGCCCAGAGACGUCCUUCCUCUGGUUCUCCUCCCCCUACAAGACCCUCAAGUUCAUCCUGUGGAGGCGGUUCAAGUGGUUCAUCAUCCUCUUCCUCAUCCUCUUCCUCGUCCUCCUCUUCCUCGGCGUCUUCCUCUACGCCUUCCCGAACUACGCUGCCAUGAAGAUGGUGGGCCCGUUCGGACCGGCCAAGGCGGCGCAGUGAGGACGGAGACGGAGCGACGGGACAGACAGCAGAACCAACGGACGCAGUAGGAACAUCUCCUGUCACGUCUUCUCCGUCGUCCCCUGAAGCCGUGAACUCGAUGCGAUCGCUCUGUCCGGAGCCCGUUUGUGCCUUUGCCCUCAGAUUCACCAGAAACUUCCAAAGCUCCCAUCUCAGCAUGUUCCGUCACCGCUUUCAUCUGCCCCGGUUCUCCUGUCGGCCUUCACGCAGAGAACAAGGAGAAUAACUUCUCAGACCAGCCCAAUCAAAGGUUGUGACGAUGAUGCUUCUUGAUCUUUGUACCGCCUGCUGCUUCCCAGCGAGGAGCCGAGUCGGGUCAGAACACGGAGCCUGAUUCAAAACGUCAAACUUUAUCGCUCUGAAGAUCACAUCUGAGGUCCAAGGAAGCUGGUUUUCAGCAGUUCCUCUCUUUGAAUGAUGGUUUCUACACUCAUACGCUGCCUUAAAUCAGGUUUAUUAAUCCUCAGAUUCAGUAUAUCAGAUGUAAACAUCUGGAGAGGAAGGAUUCAGUCCAGUCAGGUCCUGACAGCAUGUCUGCUUCCUUCAUCCACCUCCUCACUCUUCGUUUGCUUCCACUGAGGCGGCCCAUGAAAAUCAGAAACAUGUUUUUGUCUUAUAAUCAUGCAUUAAUUAGGCAGAGGAAUGCUUUAAUUAAUGUUUAGAGUGUCUCCACCUUGUUCCUCUUCUCUCCUUCUCUUCUUGGUCUUUCUGCUCUCUUUGCCUUCCCUCCUCCCUCCUUCCU
Stegastes partitus (bicolor damselfish) is the source of this 7512-nucleotide messenger RNA. It is a transcript of the gene dysf, whose product is annotated as dysferlin, limb girdle muscular dystrophy 2B (autosomal recessive). The transcript is spliced from 56 exons. Bases 417 to 6749 code for a protein of 2110 amino acids. Gene Ontology annotation, biological process: vesicle fusion; T-tubule organization; plasma membrane repair. The record is from RefSeq and is a predicted model, not a curated record. NCBI's taxonomy places the organism in Eukaryota, Metazoa, Chordata, Actinopteri, Pomacentridae. Gene Ontology annotation, cellular component: membrane; cytoplasmic vesicle; T-tubule.